Penicillium salamii is the source of this 1434-nucleotide messenger RNA. The record is from the annotation of a GenBank genome assembly. Lineage: Eukaryota; Fungi; Ascomycota; Eurotiomycetes; Eurotiales; Aspergillaceae.
AUGCCCCCGGCUGCGCACCGGUCACCAGCUGCGCCCCGUCGCCCAGGCAUGCACGCUCCAGUUCAACAACAAAUGGUCCCUCAGCAGUAUAUGACACGCCCUAUGCCUCAUCCCAAUGAUGCUGCCCUUCGACGAAGCCGCAAGCCCACCGAUAAGAAUCUCCCCGACGGCAUUGAGGACGUGAUCAUCGGCGAGGGUGUUCAGCAAUACAAGAACCUCCGCGACCUAGAAAAGCGGUUAGACGCUGCUGUUAUUCGAAAGAGGCUCGAUAUUCAAGAUUCCAUCAACAAAACUGUGAAAAAGUACCGAACAAUGCGCAUCUGGAUCACCAACACCGUUGAGAACCAACCUUGGCAAGGGUCGGGAAACAACCCCGGCUCUGGUCGCUACAAGGUACGAAUCGAGGGCCGAUUGCUGGAUGACGAGACAGACCCCACUGUCCCCGACGAAGAGGAGAAGGAUGAAGAUGCGAUGGACCAUGAUGGUGAGGGGGACAAGGCCACUGAGUCUGAGUCCAAGAAUCAGACCCAGCGCUUCUCGCACUUCUUCAAGGCCAUUAAUAUCGACUUCGAUAAGCCUGUUACGGCAAUGCCAGAAGAAGUCAAGCCAGUCAACUGGUCCAAGGCUGUCCCUCACCCCAACACACCCACGCCCCCUGGUUCUGAAUUCGACAGCCUACAGUUCGCUCGGGCUUCGCAGGAAAACCUCAAUAUUACUAUUAGCCUCGUCCGCGACGAAGUUCCAGAGCGAUACAAGCUGAGCAAAGAGCUGGCCGAGGUCCUGGAUGUCGAAGAGGAAACUAGGAGCGGAAUUGUUCUUGGAAUUUGGGACUACAUUCGCGCGAUGGAGUUGCAGGAGGAUGAAGAGAAGCGACAAGUGCGCUGCGAUCACCGAUUGCGCUCGAUCUUUGGACGCGAGCAAAUGUUCUUCCCCCAGAUUCCAGAGAGUGUCGGCCCCCACACUAGCCCAAUGGAACCGAUCAAGCUUCCUUACACCAUUCGUGUCGACGAGGAAUUCAAUGCCGACCCCAAGCCAACUGUAUACGAUAUCCAGGUUGCAGUGGAGGACCCGUUGCGCACCAAGAUGAUGGCUCUUACCCAGAACCCUGCUUACACGGCAGGUCUGCGCCAAAUUUCGUCCUUCGAUGACCAGGUCGCCUUGAUCGUUCAAGCUCUUACUCACUCCCGAGCCCGUCAUUCAUUCUACACUGCCUUGAGCAAAGACCCAGUCAGCUUUGUCCGUCGCUGGAUCAACUCUCAGCGCCGCGACUUGGAAACCAUUAUGGGCGAAGCUACCCGUGGAGGCGGUGAGGAUGGCAGCGGACCUGAGUUCCGGUUCGGUGGUCUUGAUGGUCCCUGGGAUUCUGAGGUUGCUAAAGAGGCAGUCAGGUAUAUGCUGGCCAAGCCUGAGGCUCAGGCUGCGGCUGCUCGAUAG